Messenger RNA from Amoebophrya sp. A120, 4249 nucleotides. NCBI's taxonomy places the organism in Eukaryota, Dinophyceae, Syndiniales, Amoebophryaceae. The record is from the annotation of a GenBank genome assembly.
CAACUCGUACUUCCACUUCUACUCUUUUGUAACAUGAUCGUUGAUACAUAUUCGUAAAAGGAAAGAGUCAAAGUGGCUCGGCGCACUGUGCUUGACUAAAAUGAAGAAACCGGGGAUGGAUCGCAAAGGGAGCCACGCUUCCGACGCGACCACCGCCGAGAUGUCGCAGCAGCGGUAUGUAUGUCUGGGAAAGAACGACCGCGACUCUGCGCUGCAUCUGAGUAACGGUAUUGCAGCGGUGCAAGAAUAAAUGGCAUUUAUUUUUUCUUAUUCACAGAGAAAGAAGAAGAAGAACUUCUCUAUCCUAUGGUAUGCAUGCCAACGCGAGUUGUUGGAACGCGUGCGCAGCCGACUCUAGUCUGGUUGCAGAGGAAAAGAGCGCUCGUACUAUCGAAUCUCUCCAUACUACCGCGUGCGACCGCAGGUAAAGCCCUUAGACGAGGAGGAUUCCGUACUCAGUGCCUCCGAGGAUGCCACCUCGACCACAGACGAGAAGCAGCACUACAACCGGUCGGAAAUCAGCAUUUCGACACGGGAAAGAUUUUCCAAACAACCGUCCCCUGCGGUUUCGCGCAUGGACGCCAGUCCAAGUAGGGUCUGGGGAACGAUCUAGGAAAGAAAUUAUCAAAUACUUAUCAUACGGUGGAUUUGGAUUUGUUUGGUUGUCUGUGAUUCGAACGAAUUCGUGUAGUGCUAGCAGCCCAGCUUGGAAAGGAAUCUCCAAGAUCUACGUCGGGAUACUCUGUAUCUGCACGUAUUGUGUGGUGGUCGGAGCUUGUGUUACGCAAAAUUAGGCCCCUCAUCCAGUAUGACUUUAUGUCCUGAGAUCGUUUCCAGAGGAUACCCAGCUCCUAUGGGCUUCGCGAAAUGCAGCAGGAGAAGAAAGUAACGUGCGUGAAAAUUGUCGCUCCCCGACGAACUCUGAUGGAUUUCUACCUUGCAUUUCAUUGUGAAAGGAGGAACGGGUAAAAUCUACUUGGAGUCGCAAAAAAGAAUGAUCAUGCAGAGCAGGAGGUUGGUUGUUUUCGCGACAAUUUUCGUUCUCAUACUAGCUGCGGGAAGAGGAGGAAAAGAAGCAGAUGGAAGAAGUAUUUUUAAGGCGAUAUUUAUCAAUAGUACUCACGCGUUCUUUGAAAUUAAGUUUUUGCCUCCAUUGUGGAAAUACAUUUCAUCUUGUCGAGCAUGCUGAGAAAAAAUCAACUUUUUAUUUCAGGCGGAACGCGCUCGCGCGGGUUUCAGUCUGAAGGCGAGCAAGUCCAUGACAGUGGACGAUUGGCCAGGGGAUGAUGCCAGUUUCCACUCCAAGCUGCGGUACCACGUGCAGUGGACUACGCAUUGCAAUUAAUUUCUCUUGUACGACCACUAUCGACGACUACGCAGAGAACCACGACGGAUACAUCCUAGUACGGCAAUUUGCAUGCCGAGAACUUUAGAUCUCAUGAAAAAGUAAAACCUGUGAAGGUGCUGGGUCUGGCACUGCAUUGUUCGUGGGUUAGUUUUGUCAUGCAAGAUUGCUGCAAUUAGUGCGCGUUCUGUUCUUCGAUAGUGUGCUUUAUUUCCGGAGUAUACAAGUGUUAUCGCUGCAGAAGUUCGACGCCGCCAUCGGUAUCGUAAUUUUGAUGAACUCCAUCACCAUCGGGAUCGAGUCCCACUACGAGAUAACGGGUCAGAGCACGAGCUUUUUCGCGGACAUCGAGCACAUCUUCCUGUCGAUCUACAUGCUGGAGCUGCUGGCGAGGUUUUACGGGUUCGGGCUCGGCUGUUUGAAGUCGGGCUGGGUCAUGUUCGACGCGAUUUUGGUCUUCGUCGGGGUUCUUUCCACCUGGGUGUUGCCCUCGAUUUUCAGCGAAACACCAGAGGAGCUCGGGCCGCUUCUCGUCCUCCGCGUCUUGCGGCUGCUCCGGCUGGCCAGGGCGGUAUCGUUUAUUUUGGUUCUUGAACAACGAAAGGAUUCAGAUUCACUAUAAUAGCUGCACCCAUUGUGAAAAUAAACGAGAACAAACGGAAGCAACUAGAGCGUGGCAGCUUUCGAAGUGUUCUGCAGAAAUGAAGUGUGAGCGCCAGCAAGAGGUAGAUGACGAAACCGGUAUGCUUCACUGUUGGUAGGACGAGGUGUAGAAGUUGCAUCCGCAUAAAAACUCUUCGCUUUAGGUGCGUCUCCUGGUCGCUUUCAAGACGCUGUGGAUGUUGGUGCGGGGGCUGCUUUCGUCUGCCGGCACGAUGUGUUACACCUUCGUCCUGAUUUUUCUGAUUCUCUACGUCAGCGGGGUUCUUGCGGUCGAGCUGAUCACGAAAAACAAAAGCCAAUACGCAGACGACGCACAACUAGCCGCCAUCGUAGACAACCACUUCAACGGACUCUUCGAUACCAUGCUGACACUAGUACAGAAACAUAGUGAAGAAGCUUGCUGAAGAAAAAUGAAUCUCUUUAAUUUGUGUACCACACUCGUCCGGUAGAAGUGCCGCGUCUGUUGAGAAUGUUCCCGCACAUACAACACCAGACGAGGUACGUACUCGUAACGGUUCUUCAAGAUGAAAUAAAGAAACUCUCUCCACCACCUCCAGGUGCAAUUUGUGACGCUGGAUUCCAUCGGGGGCAUUUACGUGCCGAUGAUUCGACGGGAGCCCGGGUUGGCGAUCUUUUUCAUGGGCUUCAUCCUGAUUGUUUCCGUCGCCCUGAUGAACUUGGUGACGGCUGUGAUCGUGGAGGGGGCGAUCGAGCAGGCCAAAUCCGACAAGGAGGUGCAGGCCGCCUACGAAGCGCAGCGGCUGCAGCGCAUGCUCCCGGAACUGCGCAUUAUGUUCGAGGCGCUGGACGAGGACGGCAGCGGGGACAUUUCGAAGGCCGAGCUCGUGCACGGCCUUAAUUCCGAUCCGGCGCUGAAGGACGAACUGUGCGGAAUCAUGGGGUCCGACGACCCGCUGGAACUGUUCGAAAUGUUGGACACAGACGGCGGAGGCGAGGUGUCCAUUGAGGAAUUCUGCGACCAGAUUCUGAAGACGGUAACCAGCAACCGCCCUAUCGAACUCGAGCGGAUUUUGAAGCUGGUCAAGGAGGUUCCGCAGAUGAAAAAAGACGUCGAGACCGUGGUGCACGCACUCGGGGAACUCACCUACCAAGAGAGACGGUUAAGCGGCAAAAGCAACUCGCCCGGGAAGAACCGGCCGUCAAAUCUGUCCAACAACGCGGCAAACAACGCACGGGUUUCCGUGCAGAGCACGGCAGCUGCAGCGCCGACGGGAGUUGGAGUAGCAGUACCCGCCGCCGCCACGACCGCACCCACGGUGCCACACUACGUGGAAGCGAUGAAUCUGCGGCUCACGAAGAUCGAGUCCGCGGUGGAGGAAAUCUUGCGAAAAAUCGACGUGGGGUACAUACAGAUGGAAUACGUCUGAAGUAUUUAUGCAGCCGGCGUUCUUUUCUGGAUCUAUACCUGUAUUAACGGAGCUAUCACUUCUUCAAGUGAUAACUUCUUCCCGCAUAGCUUCGUGUCGUGAUGUAGUUUUUAUUUCAAGAAUACAGGACAGGGUAUCAUGCCUGAGCGAUGCGUCCAAGUCGUGCACGCGUUGUGUACUUGUUUCAUCGAGCGGGGGAGGUGAUUCCGCUCAUUUGAGCCUUUUUUUCAAAACUAAAAUCUAAUGAUAAGCAUCUUCGCAGGAAAGGUAUCUGUUGGGAUUACAUUUUUGAAUCUGGCGGAGUUUUUAGAGCGUACAAAAUAAACCUGAGGAGUCAAAAUCUCCAUUAGUAGAUGUAAGCUACAUCUACAUGGAGAAAAAGCAUUACUAAGUUCUUGACGGACGUUCCCGUUGCAAGGCACCUUCAGCUGCCGCCUCUGUAUUUUUACGUAAAGAUAUUUGAAAGUAUUGCAACGUGUCACGCAGCCAAAACGACUAAAUUUUGCUCCACACAGCUGCAAAUUGAGACGGAACUACACCGAAAGUCGUCCAGUACAACUGUUUUUGUUGCGGCGCUCAUUGUCGAGCUCCCCGUCACGCACGACCGUGUGGUUCGUGUUUGUUUUAACUUUGUGAUGUUGAUGUUCCAGUCGUGGCUCGAUGCCACGAUUGCGCUGUUGCACAAAAGCGGGCCAAGGGCCCAACCACAGAACUACCGCCCAGUAGCGCUGCUGCACUACGGGGAAAAACUAGUCUCGCUCAUCAUACUGAAGCGGGUCCGCAAAUCCGCGUAUGGGUACGUGAACAAGAAGCAGAAGGGGUCCAUACAGGGGUUAAGCUGCAGACAUGCGGU